UGGAGCCGCGCUGCGUGUUCCCGAUCCCGGCUCCCUGUUCCUGGAUCCCUGUUCCUGGAUCCCUGAUCCCGGCUCUCUGAUCCCUGAUCCCGGCUCUCUGAUCCCUGAUCCCGGCUCUCUGAUCCCGGCUCCCUCCGCCGCCCCGAGCCGUGCCCCCGCUGCGGGCCGGCGGCGCGGGGAUGGGCGCGGGGCUGUGAGCGCGGCCGUGAGCCGUGGCCAUGGGGAACAUCUCCUCCAACAUCUCCGCCUUCCAGUCCCUGCACAUCGUCAUGCUGGGCCUGGAUUCGGCGGGCAAGACCACGGUGCUCUACCGCCUCAAGUUCAACGAGUUCGUCAACACCGUGCCCACCAUCGGCUUCAACACGGAGAAGAUCCGGCUCAGCAACGGGACUGCCAAGGGCAUCAGCUGCCACUUCUGGGACGUGGGCGGCCAGGAGAAGCUGCGCCCGCUCUGGAAGUCCUACAGCCGCUGCACCGAUGGCAUCAUCUACGUGGUGGACUCAGUGGACGUGGACCGGCUGGAGGAAGCCAAAACGGAGCUGCACAAGGUGACCAAGUUCGCGGAGAACCAGGGCACCCCGCUGCUGGUCAUCGCCAACAAGCAGGACCUGCCCAAAUCGCUGCCGGUGGCCGAGAUCGAGAAGCAGCUGGCCCUCCACGAGCUGACCCCUUCCACCACCUACCACAUCCAGCCCGCCUGCGCCAUCAUCGGCGAGGGGCUGACGGAGGGCAUGGACAAGCUCUACGAGAUGAUCCUCAAGCGCAGGAAGUCCCUCAAGCAGAAGAAGAAGCGGUAGAAGCCCAGCCGAGGCGGGGAGGGAUGGGGGAGCAGACAAAGGAACCGAGGGGGAGACAGAACCAAAGCGAUUCUUUUGGGUUUAAUCGUUCUUUUUUAUUUUCUUUUUUUUUAUUUUUUUCCUCUUAAUUUUUUCCCCCCUCCCCAAAGGACAGACAAUAGUGGUGAUAACAAAGCGGCUCCCGCCAGCCGAGCCCAGAUCCCGGAGCUCCCCUCUCCCACCGCCCCGUGCUCCUGAGGGUCUGAUCCGGACUCCUUUGGGCUGGAAACAUGGAAAAACGGGAUGAAUCCCCCCUCUCCAUCCUCCGGGACCACCGAGCCUUUGUGUGCCGGGGAACCAACAGGGCAGGACCCUGUUGAAGUGCGUUCGAGCGGAGCCCAGCGUGCUUUUGGAUCUUUAACGUGGGCAUUUUGGGGCGGGGGGCGUCGUUGCCGGCCCCCCACAUGCAUUUUGGGGCGGGGGGUGCGGAUUCAUCGUGGCUCUGCAAGGUCAGCGGGGAGGGGGCUUGCAGUCCUUAUCCCUGCAUCCCCGCAUCCCUGGAUUCCUCCCCCGCGGGUGGCGGUGGGAAGAGGUGUUGAAAGGUUGGAGGGGGGGUUUGGACCUGCAGAAAAUGUCUUGGAGGGGUGGAUGUGAUGGGUAAGGGGACAUCCACACCCACCCUGGUCCGUGUUUUAGGGUGCAGAGCAAGGACGGGCAGCCUUUGGGGAGGGGGGGAGGAUGCGACACUGGGGCGCUGAGCAGCUGCUGAAUGGGGCAGAGCUUUAAGCUCUUGGCUCAAAAAAAGGGGGAAAGAAGGAAAAAAAAUACCCAAGGGUUUGGGGUGAACGCUGCUGGAAGCAUUGGGGGUGGGUUGUGAGGCACCCCCAUUUCUCAAAGGCUCGGUGGUGUCACCUUGUGCACCAAAGCUCCCCGCAGGUGUGCACGGUCCCCGUGCUCAGGGUGCUCCCAGGUGCGGCUUUGGAGGUGAUCCAAACUAGGGGUUACUUGGUAAAACCCCCACAAAAAAAGGCAGAGUUUGGGGUUCUGGCCACUGUGCUGCUCUGCAGUGGGGCAGGAGGCCAAGUCGAGGGAGGAGGGGGUGGUGGGUCAUGGCAGGGCAGGAUGGAUGGAUGAACAAACAGAGGUGGCCAGAGCCUGCAAAAAAAAUCUCUGCUGGAAAGGGAAAAUGGCAGGGGGUGAAGAGGCAUGGGGGAAUUUGUGGUAGGUUUUUAAUAAAGAUUCAAAGCCAAUUAAAAGCCCCUCGCUUUCCCCGGUAGCCACAUGGGCAAGCUCUGCCUGCAGAGCAGCCUGAGCGCCCGGGCAGGGUCGGGCCUGGCCGCCUCCUCCUCCUGCAGGUGAACAUUUUGGUACCUGCAUGGAGCUGGCCACCAAAAUCCACUUGCUGUCUGUGUUUCAGCUGGAUCUGGCUCUCCAGGGUCCUGGCUUCCCACAGAGCUGAAGCAGGCAGCCCUCAGGGGACAAAUAUCCUGAAUUUGGAGGCAGGCAGGAUUUUCUGGUGAUUUUGCACCAGAUUUCCCAUUUGCAAACCCCUUCCCAGAGCAGCCAAGGGGAAAGCACCAAGCAGCCAAAAGCAAAAUGCCCUUCGGGUUUUGGGGAGUUGAUCCUCCCCUUGCAGCGACGAGCACCUUCCAAACAGCAUUUUUUGGGGGUGGGUUUGGUAGGGAACAAAUGUUGCAGCCGAGUUGUUUCUUCUCCUCUUGCGGGGUUUCAGUUCCCGGCGCGAGUCCCGACUUGUGUGGGCUGGUCCCAUCCGUUCAGGUGGUUCUCUUCCCGCUUCCUCGGGUUUCCCUGCUUUGUCUUCACCUCCAACACUUUGGUACUUGCUGUUGAGAGAGAAAAAAGAAUUAUUUAUUUUUGAUGCCACAGAAGCCACAUGUAUUAACCCUUUUCUGGGAGAGCGACCCGUUUGAAAUGUAAAAGCUGUGUUGACCCCAGCAGCUCCAGAGGGAUCAGGUUUUUGGAAUGACACGUGCAGGAUGUUAGUGGGGGGUUAUUUUUUUUUAACCUCCUGGCUGGUCUCGGUUUAGCAAAUGCCAGCAUUGGAAAAGGCUGUUUUUGCAGAGCUGGGUCCUUCCUGGGAGCUUCCAGCUGAGCAUCCCCUUGGAGAGAUGCUGGAAGGUUCGGCUGGGCCGGGUGGGAUGCUGUGCCCGUGCCUUUGCCAGCCACUCUGCUUUCUGCAAUAAUUAAAAAGACUUUUCCAACGAGUAGCUCCUGGCUUCCGUGGUGUUUCCGUUCCGCCACCACCCGGUUUUACCCCAUACCCCAUGUGCCGACGAGCGUCGCCCUCGGUGGGCUGCAAGAAGAGGGCCCUCAGCAGAGCAGCUCCCAAGGGGAGCUGUCUGGGCUCUUUGCAAGGUUGUGCAUCUUCUCAGAUUAGAGAAUUACAGUGACCUGGGUUAUUUUGGCAGGUCUCGUUCCCCCAGGUCCGUUUGCUGUGUUCCCAUCGCGAUAUCCCGCUGCCCGUGUCCUGCCCUCGCCUUUGUCCGUCACUCUCUGUUCCUCCCGUCUUUCCUUUUUUUCUUUUUCUGUUUUUUUUUUUUUUUAAAGAUGCAGACAUA
Pseudopodoces humilis (Tibetan ground-tit) is the source of this 3355-nucleotide messenger RNA. The record is from RefSeq and is a predicted model, not a curated record. Lineage: Eukaryota; Metazoa; Chordata; Aves; Passeriformes; Paridae.